Molecule: messenger RNA, 852 nt
Organism: Rotaria sp. Silwood1
Lineage: Eukaryota; Metazoa; Rotifera; Eurotatoria; Philodinida; Philodinidae
Source: the annotation of a GenBank genome assembly
AUGAAAGAUUCAGUUGAGCUUCAAAAAAAGAACCAUCAUUCAUGGUUUGAAUGGGCUCAACUUUUCAUCUAUCUUUCAAUCCCAGUGGUUAUUAUUAUAUACACCGUCAUACAAAAUAAUAAUGAUAUAUCAAUCGCCGAGAAAAAUCGCCGACAAGAUCUUGAAAUAGACGAGCGUCGUCAUAAACAAGAUAUUGAAUUAGCUGAACAACGUCGACAACAGGAUAUUUUCCUAGCUGCUGAACAACAAGAAGAAGACAUUCUACUCAAUUAUUUUAAUUCACUUGGAAAAUUAUUGGAGAAGCAUGGUGUCAAUCUUAAUGAAACUGCAGUGGGUCGCCGGAUAGGUCGAUUUACAACACUUGCAGCAUUGAAUCAACUCAACUCGAAGCGAAAAACACUUGUCAUUGUAUCAUUGAUCGAAAAUACACUUCUCACAAUUCAAAAAGAUAGGUAUCCAACCAUUUCCCUAUCAUCAGCCAAUUUAACUGGUCUUAACUUGACUGGCAAAUUUCAGUUAUCUAAACAAAUCGAGUGUGUCUCUCUCGAUGCAACCAUACUUACAAAUGCAUCCUUUCAAGAUGCACAAUUUUGGAGUUGGAGUUUUAAAAAUUCUUAUUUGAUCAAUAGUGACUUUUCAUCCUCGAACGGAUUGUCGAUUGCAUGUCUCGAUGGUUCUAGUUUGUACAGUGUCAAUUUUGCUGAUUCAACGCUUGACGGUGCCAAUGCUUUUUCUCGUGUUUUUCAUUUAUCCACAUCUGUUUGCAAUUUAUCUUUGCCUGGUAAUUUCACACGACCAACAAAAACAUCAUGUACAAGUGCUGCUUCCAUAUCGAACAUCGGAAAUAAAUAA